This is a messenger RNA of Drosophila innubila, 3056 nucleotides long. It is a transcript of the gene Art4, whose product is annotated as histone-arginine methyltransferase CARMER. The coding region runs from base 513 to 2066 and encodes 517 amino acids. Lineage: Eukaryota; Metazoa; Arthropoda; Insecta; Diptera; Drosophilidae. The record is from RefSeq and is a predicted model, not a curated record. Gene Ontology annotation, molecular function: protein-arginine N-methyltransferase activity. The transcript is spliced from 5 exons. Gene Ontology annotation, biological process: peptidyl-arginine methylation.
CAUUCACCCGCUUACGCUAACCACACAGCUGCAGGGUUGUAGCAACGUUUGCAAAAAACGCGCACGUUCUGUGUCAAAUCAAUACGAAAUCAACAAAAAUCGAUAGAUUUUCGCGAUACAAGCGAGACAAAACGCGCGACAAAUUGAUAUUAUUUGCCAGCAACAUAAGUUGCGUAUAAAACGUGAAUUGCUCAAGCUCGCCUCUACAUCUAAUUUGCUGUGGAAAAUUUUUAGCUUUCGUCGCCGUCGCCGACAGAAAAAAAAUUUGCGCGUCGCACAAGUCUUGCAAACGCGUCUGUGUGUGUGUCUCCCCCUUUGUGUGUGCGUGUGCUUGUGUCCGUGUGCUUGCUGCUUGCGUGUGUUUGUGUGUAUGUGUCUCUGUGCCUGUGUGUGUUUGCGUCCGCGUGCAUCUCACGGCCUACAUUGUCAAUUAUAACGAAAAGUAUUGUGAUUAUUAGCCUAUUCCUAAUCAUAUUCUUACACUCGCUAAAAACUCCACAACGAGCUACAAAAUGUCCACUAGCAGCAGCAGCAGCAGCAACCGCGCUGUCGCCGUCAUCGAGCAGAACAAUAAAUGUGUUAGCAGCGCUGCGGCAGAGCUCUGCCCGCUGAGCAACUGCCAAUUUACGGGCGUCGUAAUCAGCGCCAUUGCCGACGAGCAGAAGCUCGAGUUCAACAAUAUAUACAAGAGCAGCUGUACGCUCAGCUGUAGCUAUGAUUCCCAAGGCGUCCUGCUGCGCAUUAUGCUGGACAACGAUCUGGGACGCGUGCUGAAGGAGUAUAUGAUAUCAGCGGAUACGGAUGCGGCGCAGCUGGGAAAACGCUGCUAUGCCAUCUCACUGGAUGCUGAGAAUCUUGUGCUGCGCUUUAGCAGUGAUCAGGAUCAGCUGCUCUUUCGCAAAGUCGUUGAGAAUGUGAAGCAUUUGCGGCCCAAGUCUGUGUUCUCGCAACGUACCGAAGAGUCCUCCGCAUCGCAGUACUUCCAGUUCUAUGGCUACCUCAGUCAGCAGCAGAACAUGAUGCAGGAUUAUGUCAGAACGAGCACCUAUCAGCGUGCCAUCCUAGGCAACUCCAUUGACUUUCAGGAUAAAAUUGUGCUGGAUGUGGGUGCUGGUUCGGGAAUUCUAUCGUUCUUUGCCGUGCAGGCCGGUGCUGCGAAGGUCUACGCUAUUGAGGCAUCGAAUAUGGCACAGUAUGCUCAGCAGUUGGUCGAGUCGAAUAAUGUGCAGCACAAGAUCUCAGUAAUUCCGGGCAAGAUUGAGGAAAUUGAACUGCCCGAAAAGGUAGAUGUCAUCAUAUCGGAGCCCAUGGGCUAUAUGUUAUACAACGAACGCAUGCUGGAAACUUAUCUGCAUGCGCGUAAAUGGCUGAAGCCACAUGGCAAAAUGUAUCCCACACAUGGCGAUCUGCACAUUGCACCAUUCUCGGACGAGUCGCUCUACUCGGAGCAGUACAACAAGGCCAACUUCUGGUAUCAAUCGGCCUUCCACGGUGUCGAUCUAACCACGCUCCACAAGGAGGGCAUGAAGGAAUACUUCCGUCAGCCGAUUGUCGACACCUUCGACAUACGCAUCUGUAUGGCCAAGUCGGUGCGACAUGUGUGCGACUUUCUCAAUGAUAAGGAGGACGAUUUGCAUGUCAUUGAUAUCCCGCUCGAGUUUCACAUACUGCAGACAGGCAUCUGCCACGGACUGGCCUUUUGGUUUGAUGUGGAGUUCAGCGGCAGCAGUCAACAUGUUUGGUUGUCCACAUCGCCCACAGCGCCGUUAACGCAUUGGUAUCAAGUACGCUGCCUGCUUCCCAUGCCAAUAUUCAUUAAGCAGGGCCAGACGUUGACGGGGCGUGUGCUCCUAGAGGCCAAUAGACGGCAGUCAUACGACGUGACCAUUGAUCUGCACAUCGAAGGGACAUUGAUAUCUUCCAGCAAUACACUCGAUCUUAAGAAUCCGUAUUUUCGGUACACGGGGGCGCCGGUGCAGGCUCCGCCGGGGACUAAUACACAGAGCCCUUCGGAACAGUACUGGUCGCAGAUGGACACGCAGGGAAACCGUAAUUGUAGCAACUAACAUGCUCAAUGGAACCCUGAAUGUGAAUGGAAUGGGAGAUGCUGGCAUGGACAUCACCCAUGGACUCAUGCAUCCGCACUAGGGGCUAAACAAGAUGAUAAUUCUAUAAUUUUGCUGGCAACAUUUUUCACGGCUAUAAACUGGAUUGAAACUAAUUUAGCGCAGUUUAUAUUUUACGGAUUUUUUUUUGUUAUUGAAUCUUAUUGAAAGUUUGCAUAUUCAUUUUAUUGGUAUUGAAUUGAUUUUAUGUUUUUUUAAUUUAUUUAUAUUCAAAUAGAUUGUGAAUUGUUUUAUGCUUAGCUCAUAAGCUGAGUGCUUCGAUCUUAAUGUACUAAAGAUAGUUCAAUCCACGCAUAGCUAUAUGUUAUUUGUAUUUUGGGUAUCAAAAGAUAAAGGAAUUGUCUAUAUAUUCGAAAUAGAAGAGUAUCGAAGUGAAAUCAUUGAAGAAUCGCAUAGAUAUCAACAAUCAAGGCAGACUAAUAAUGUAUGUAGUUGUUUAGAACAGCAGCAUAUAAUCGAUAAGCUAAUUUUAGCUCCUCUCCCCCCAAUAGCAUUUAGAGUUUUUAACGUAACUAUGUAUGUUAAUUAUAUAAUACGAGUAUCAUAUUAAAAAAUAAUCAAUGUAGAGAGCAACACUGCAGCUUCAGGAAGUUUAUUAUUAGUUAAUGCAUAUUGCAGUUUUCAAAAGCUUUGAACAAAUCAACAAAACAAUCCAAACAAUUGAAUCAAUUUUAAUAUCCCUGUAUCUAUGUAUAUUAUGUUAAGUAUAAAUAUCAUUGUAUUGUAUUUCAAUUAUUUCAUGUACCUCAAACGAUAUCGAAGAACCUAGUUUCAAUUCUAAAACACAUAUGUAUGUUAAAGUCAAUAUUCAAAUGGUUAUGCUUAGUUUUUUGAAAUUAUAACGAAUUGCUCAUAGAAUUUAGCUAUUAAGUUAUCAAUUAUUUAUAUAUUUAAUAGUCGUGCUGAGAGAUUAUACAUUUCUAUUUGAAA